AUGAGCCGCAAUCAGAGCGACCUGCUGGGUCUCGAGGAUGAAGACGACAGACAUUUGCAAUACAAUUCAGGCAACCGCCCGCCCGUGGGAGACGACCGCAUCCUACACGAUUACGACAUUUCAAAUUCGUCGACGGCCCAGCACGGCCGCAUAAGCUUCAAGUUUGGCUUGCCUGGUCGUAGCAAGCCCGAUCCGUCUACACUGGGACCUCGCAUCAUACACCUCAACAAUCCUCCCGCAAAUGCCGCGAACAAAUACUGCGACAACCACGUCUCCACGACAAAGUACAACAUUGCCACAUUUCUCCCGAAAUUUCUCUUUGAGCAGUUCAGCAGAUACGCUAACUUGUUCUUCUUGUUCACCGCAAUCCUACAACAGAUUCCCAACAUCAGUCCUACCAAUCGAUAUACGACCAUCGUACCACUUGGAAUUGUGCUCUUAGUCUCGGCUGGAAAGGAGGUCAUUGAAGACAAUCGCAGGCGGAGUCAGGACAACCAGCUCAAUCGAAGUCCCGCUCGAGCUCUUCGAGGUACCACCUUUCAGGACACCAAGUGGAUCGACAUUCGGGUUGGCGAUAUCAUCCGGGUUCAAUCUGAGGAACCUUUCCCCGCGGAUCUGGUCCUGCUGUCAUCAUCAGAGCCGGAAGGAUUGUGCUACAUAGAGACGGCCAAUUUGGACGGUGAGACAAAUCUGAAGAUUAAGCAGUCCAUUCCAGAGACUGCUCACCUGAUCUCAGCUGCAGAAGUGGCUCGCCUAGGUGGCAGGAUCCGGAGCGAACAGCCGAACAGCAGUCUGUAUACAUACGAAGCAACAUUGACAAUGCAGUCUGGAGGAGGCGAGAAAGAGCUCCCAUUGGCUCCCGAUCAGCUACUCCUUCGUGGUGCUACGCUGAGAAAUACUCCGUUCGUUUACGGAAUAGCGGUCUUCACCGGCCAUGAGACAAAGCUCAUGCGCAAUGCUACCGCCACGCCGAUCAAGCGUACGAAUGUCGAGCGCAGGGUCAACAUCCAGAUUCUCAUGCUGGGAGGCGUCUUGGUAGCCUUGUCUAUCAUCUCAUCCAUUGGAGAUCUUAUUGUCAGGCAAACCAUAGGCACCAAGUUAUGGUUCCUGCAAUAUGAGUCGGUCAAUCCCGCGCGGCAGUUCUUCGGCGAUCUCUUCACUUACUGGAUCCUGUACUCCAACUUGGUGCCUAUUUCACUUUUUGUCACCGUGGAAAUUAUCAAGUACUAUCAAGCCUUUCUAAUCAGCAGCGAUCUGGACAUUUAUUAUCCCGAGACAGACACGCCUGCCAACUGUCGGACGAGUUCCUUGGUUGAAGAGCUGGGACAGGUGGAAUACAUCUUCUCUGAUAAGACUGGCACGCUGACCUGCAAUAUGAUGGAGUUCCGCCAAGCCAGUAUCGGAGGUCUGCAAUACUCAGGCGAUGUACCUGAGGACCGUAGGAUCACUGACGAUGAGGAUGGUGGUAAUGGCAUUUUCGACUUCAAGGCUAUGGAGCGGCACAGGAGAGGCGGGCCGAACGCGGAGUGCAUCCAUCAAUUCCUCAGUCUUUUGUCGACCUGUCACACUGUCAUCCCCGAGAUCAAUUCCGAGAAACCUGGUGUGAUCAAGUACCAGGCAGCUUCUCCAGAUGAGGGUGCAUUAGUCGAAGGAGCAGUGGAGCUGGGAUACAAGUUCAUUGCCCGCAAGCCGAAACUCGUCACGAUAGAAGUCGGUGGAGAGCAUUACGACUACGAGCUCCUUGCAGUCUGCGAGUUCAACUCCACAAGAAAACGAAUGAGCUCUAUCUACCGCUGCCCCGAUGGAAAGAUUAGGUGCUACACGAAAGGUGCUGAUACCGUUAUCCUCGAGCGACUCGCACAGCGUGACGAAAUGGUUGAGCGGACACUUCUUCAUCUCGAAGAGUAUGCGGCGGAAGGUCUGCGAACGCUUUGUCUCGCCAUGCGCGAAGUGCCCGAGAAUGAGUUCAGAGAGUGGUGGGAUGUGUUCAACACCGCUCAGACCACCGUCAGCGGAAACCGUGCCGACGAGCUGGACAAGGCUGCCGAACUCAUCGAGCACGACUUUACUCUCUUGGGAGCAACGGCUAUCGAGGAUAAGUUGCAAGAUGGUGUACCGGACACAAUUCAUACCUUGCAGACGGCCGGCAUCAAGGUUUGGGUGUUGACAGGCGAUCGACAAGAAACGGCCAUCAACAUUGGCAUGUCAUGCAAGCUCAUCAGCGAAGACAUGACACUUCUCAUUGUCAACGAGGAGAAUGCGGCCGACACGCGGAUGAACAUCGAGAAGAAGCUGGAAGCGAUCAGCUCACAACGCGCCGGCAACGUGGAGAUGGAGACGCUCGCCCUCGUCAUUGACGGUAAAAGCUUGACAUUCGCUCUGGAAAAGGACCUCGAGAAAAAGUUCCUCGACUUGGCUGUGAUGUGCAAAGCCGUCAUCUGUUGUCGUGUGUCACCGCUGCAGAAGGCCUUGGUCGUCAAGCUAGUCAAGCGCCACCUGAAGUGCAUUCUUCUUGCCAUUGGGGACGGAGCCAACGAUGUGUCCAUGAUUCAAGCCGCGCAUAUCGGUAUUGGUAUCUCUGGCGUGGAAGGGCUACAGGCAGCACGAUCAGCCGAUGUCUCCAUCGCUCAAUUCCGCUUCCUGCGAAAACUCCUCCUUGUCCACGGCGCCUGGUCAUACCAGCGAAUCAGCAAAGUCAUCUUGUACUUCUACUACAAGAACACGGCCCUGUUCAUCACACAAUUCUGGUACUCCUUUCAGAACGCCUUCUCUGGACAGGUCAUUUACGAAUCAUGGACGCUGUCCUUUUUCAACGUCGUCUUCACCGUCAUGCCACCAUUUGUCCUCGGAAUCUUCGACCAAUUCGUCAAUGCGCGCUUGCUCGAUCGCUACCCACAACUGUACCAGCUCAGUCAGAAGGGCGUCUUCUUCCGCACGCGCAAUUUCUGGAGUUGGGUCGGCAACGGCUUCUAUCACUCCGUCCUCCUCUACUUCAUUUCCGAGCUUAUCUACUGGAACGACGGCCCCUUGUCAAACGGCACCACAGCCGGCCAUUGGGUCUGGGGAACGGCCCUCUACACGGCAAGUCUGGUCACAGUCCUCGGCAAAGCCGCCCUGAUCACCAACAUGUGGACAAAGUACACCGUCAUCGCCAUUCCUGGCUCCCUGGCCGUGUGGUUCAUCUUCCUCCCCGUCUACGCCAUCGUUGCGCCCAAGUUGGGCUUCUCAACUGAAUACAGGAAUACUCUGUCUGUGAUCGUCACCGAUCCGAAGUUCUGGCUCAUGAUGGUCAUCCUGCCGAUGCUGUGUCUCAUCCGGGACUUCGCUUGGAAGUACGCCAAGCGCAUGUACUAUCCGCAAGCAUACCACCACGUGCAGGAGAUUCAAAAGUACAACAUUCAAGACUACAGACCGCGAAUGGAACAAUUCCAAAAAGCCAUCCGCAAAGUCCGCCAGGUCCAACGCAUGCGGAAACAGCGCGGGUACGCGUUUUCGCAGACGGAUGAAAGUCAGGCGAGAGUGCUGCAGGCUUAUGAUACAACGAGGGAGAGAGGAAGGUAUGGUGAGAUGGCGAGUAGUCGUCGAUGAUGACCAUGAUAGGACACUAUGAAAAGG
This is a messenger RNA of Zymoseptoria tritici IPO323, 3615 nucleotides long. Its product is annotated as aminophospholipid-translocating P4-type ATPase. The record is from RefSeq and is a predicted model, not a curated record. Gene Ontology annotation, molecular function: ATP hydrolysis activity; magnesium ion binding; ATP binding. Bases 1 to 3588 code for a protein of 1195 amino acids. Gene Ontology annotation, cellular component: plasma membrane. Lineage: Eukaryota; Fungi; Ascomycota; Dothideomycetes; Mycosphaerellales; Mycosphaerellaceae. Gene Ontology annotation, biological process: endocytic recycling; phospholipid translocation; post-Golgi vesicle-mediated transport. The transcript is spliced from 3 exons.